This is a messenger RNA of Megalopta genalis, 1360 nucleotides long. Lineage: Eukaryota; Metazoa; Arthropoda; Insecta; Hymenoptera; Halictidae. The record is from RefSeq and is a predicted model, not a curated record.
GAAGAACCACCGAGCCCCAGGUUCAAUGAAGCACCGCCGCCGUUGCAUCGUGAGAGUGACAAACGCGAGGGUUCGAACAUAAUGGACUUUGAGGAAUCAGUGGCAGCCGGAAUCUAGAAACACAAAGACGAGGAUAUCGAUUUUUUCCGGUGAAAUGACAUCUCGAAGUACGAUUAGUCAGUCUGUCAAGUAUGGGCUUCAUUUCAUUGGUAUUUGGCCGGGCACACCGUUCCCGGGCUUGAGGAAAGUUUGUUGGGUGCUGUCUGCCGUUCUUUGCCAAAUUGGCCAGUACAAAUACAUGAUCACGCACUUUAACACAGACGACUUUAUUGAGUGGAUAGAGACUUUGAGUCUGACUAUGACGUACACUUUGAUGAUCGUUAAAUUAACCGUUGCCUGGUUCGCUCAAAGAGCAGUAAAGCAUAUAGGUAAAAGGGUGCACUUCGGGGGUGUAAAAAGGACGGGCAUGUUAAUAACUCUAUCUGUUAGCGUGCUGUGUGAAAUCAUAUCGACCAUGGAGGUUGAUUGCACGAAGUAUGCAGUUGUCGACACGAAUAACGUGAUAUCGAAAACGGCGGAUCUUUCAUUCCGUUUAACGAGCAUGAUUCCGGCGCUCUACAUGGUGUCCGUGUGCUGUCACGCAGUCGGCACACUAACAAACCCACGAUCCAACGAUUCGAUGGAUCGGCAGCUUCUCCUGAACAUGGAUUUGCCGUUCGACAUCAAUCAAUCGUUGACUUACGAACUCGUGCUAGUUGUGCAGAUAAUUUACCAAGUUAUGUCAGCGUACACGUUCAGCCUUUUCAGUGCUCUUCUUUUGAUGACGAUACUUCACGCAGGAUGUGUCAUCGAUAUUUUGUGCUGUAUAGUAAAACGCACAUCUGCUCAGGACGAUGGACAAUUUCGAUUCGUUGCAAUGAGACAUCAGGAAAUCAUUUUAUUCACAGAACGAAUCGAACGACUCUUUACUUACAUAGCUCUUUCCCAACUUCUAUCGAAUACUCUAAUUAUAUGCUGUCUAGGAUUCCUUUUCAUAACAGCAUUACAAAUUGAAAACGGACUUCCCUUGAUUUUAAAGUCUUGUAUUUUCUAUAUCGUAAUUUGUUUAGAAAUAUUCGUGUACUGCUUUGCGGGGGAGUACCUCGAUAUUAAGAGCAAAAUGAUAGUCGAUGCAGCAUACCAAAUGUCCUGGUACGACUUUCAGCCAGCUACCAGUCGACAAUUAGUACUUUUAAUACUAAAAUCUCAGAAGGGAUUGCCGUUGACUUUCGGAAAGUUUUCAUCUCUCAGUUUGCAAAGCUUCGCAAACAUUAUGAAAGCGUCGGCGUCUUACAUGUCGGUACUUCUCGCGAUGUCCUGA